AUAAAUAUUGACAAAGUUGAGUUAUAAUUCCUGCUUAUUUUACAAAGAAAAUUGUUACUAAGGUUGGCUUAAGGUUGGGGUCAUAGGUCACAGUUUAUGUUGUUUGUUCUCUCUAUAAAGUCAAUCAAAUAAUGAAAUGAUAUGUGUCAGAUUGUAAUUUAAAAAUAAAGAUAAAGUGGUAGAACCUGAAAAUUGUAAUUUAAGUAGAAAGUAAAAGUAGAUCAUUUUAUAUCCCUAGUUGUAAUUUCGUAGUUUAUUACAAUAAUUAUCUUACUCAAGUUUUAUCAGUGUCAAGAAGUUUAAAUAUGUCUACACAUUCAGCUGAUACACAUUUUAAAGGAAAACAGGAUAGAUAUAAAGGGGUAAUUAUAGAUUCUGAAGAAGAGGAAUGUACAGAUAUUACAGAUUUUUGUAAAAAGCUAGACGAUUCUUUGAAAAUCUGGACAGAGAAUGAAUUAAGGGGAAUUUGGUUUAAAGUUCAUCUAAACCAAUCUGAAUGGGUUCCUGUAUUGGCAAAGAAUGGGUUCAAAUAUCAUCAUGCCAAAGAAGAAUAUAUUUUGAUGUAUAAAUGGUUACCAAAAACAGAAAAUUCCAAUAUUCCACCAUUUGCUCACACAAUGUUAGGAGUUGGAGCAGUAGUUAUAAAUGAUAGAAAUGAAUUGCUGAUUGUUCGUGAAAAACAUAAUAUUAGGAAUGUAGUUCAUUACAAAUUACCUGGAGGGUAUGUUGAACCUGGUGAAAAUAUAGUCGAUGCUGCAAUAAGAGAAGUUCAUGAAGAAACGAACAUUAGGACAGAAUUUCAAUCUGUUUUAACACUCAGGCACACUCACGGUUCUGCUUACAACUGUUCUGACAUUUAUAUGGUGGUACAUCUUAAAGCGCUUACAGACAACAUCAUAAAGUGUGAACGUGAAAUUGCUGAAGCCAAAUGGAUCGACAUUAAAGAUUUUUUAAAUCAUCCCGAUAUUACCCAGUUAAAUAAAUUUUUUGUUAGGAAAUAUUUAGAGUACAAGGAUAACGCUAUUAAGAUUAACUGUUUCCAUGGGAUUCACGAGCUAAUGAAUAAGGCAUAUACUAUGUAUUCUGUGACCAAAAGUGAUAUAGAUGUUCAUGAAAAAGCUUUAGAAAAUGUAAAA
Messenger RNA from Psylliodes chrysocephalus, 1136 nucleotides. NCBI's taxonomy places the organism in Eukaryota, Metazoa, Arthropoda, Insecta, Coleoptera, Chrysomelidae. The record is from the annotation of a GenBank genome assembly.